UUGGUUGUUGCAACCACCCAGGCUCUCAAGCGGAAGAGGCAUACUCCUUAUGAUGACAUCUGCCUCCCUGUAGCCAUGGUGGAGGCGAUGGAUGACUCAAUCAUGAUUGCAGGUUCUUUCCCUGUUUUCCACCGUUCCACGAGAAUGCUGGAGACAGUCCAAAGUGCAUAUGGCGGUGAAACAAACUGGGACAAAUCUGCCGUGUUUCUGCGUAAUGUACCAAAUCCACCUACAGUCAUAUACCUCCCCUCUGUUGAGCCAGCUAACCCUUCUGUAGCGACCACACAUCCUGUCAAUGUAUAUUCCUCUCACAUAGAGCUUAUGCGGGUCUCAAUGAAUGACCCCAAACUACAAUUUCAAAAAUUGACAGAUCUUAUUUCAGGCUUUCAAUGGAAGCUCUUCAGUCAAUGCCGAUGUAACCGGCAUCCGGGUUACAUUCAAUUCCCUACUUUACACCUUCGUCUGCCGUUUACCGCCUUACGGCGCAUCCUAUCCCAAUGCCUCAUUGCAAGAAUUCGUCCAAGGCUUGCGUUUCACCCAAUUUCACGAGACGCGGCCCACCGCCUUGACUGCCUGAUUGCCCAGAAGGUUCACGACUAUCUUGGAUUCCCCUUCCAGUUUAACUCCGCCCUUCUCUCUCUUCCACUCUCAGACUUCGGUUUUGGAUUUCCUUCAAUAUCUCACCUGAAUGACACGGCAGCCAUUAACGGCCUUUUUCGGGACCUCAAUCAUCAUCUCUCCAUGUUCCGUAACAUGGCAUUAAUAACCCUUGCUGACUGGACCUGUGCCCUUAACGACUGUCAAUUUCCACUUCAUGGCAAGUCUUUAUCCUCACUCACCUCUCGUCGCCACCCUUGCCUCCCUUUCCCCUGGCUAGUUGCUCAAAGUGCCCUCUCACAUCUGAACAUAUCCAUCCGUGACACUGACUUAUCAUAUCUCUUCCAUGGCAACGUAUCGCUAGUACAUCUCAAUAAACUUCUCCCUCGCACUAAAACUGUCCCUCAUCACCAUCUGACUAAUCUGGCCAACGCCGGCAUCACAACACUUCGACAGCUCGCAUCAUUUCCUUCACCUUCAUCUCUCUCCAUCACCUCACCACCUUGUAAUCCCCUAAUACCUCUUCAAACUGUCUUAUACAAUCAUACAUUCAGUCGCGCUCAAGAAUUAUCCCAACAAACUACUGAAUGGCUCGCCUCAAUUACGUUGGAAGAUAUUAACUCCAGCGCAACUGGUUCUGAUCUGUCGAUGCUCGCACUGCCACGCUGCAUGAGAAAAGAAAUGGCAGAAGAAGUUCUCCGUGCGUGCUUGUAUACCUCCCCCCAUGAUUCAUUCGCUUCACCAUCUCUGCCCGGGUCCUGGGCCACAGAUGGCUCCAUGAUACCAGCGACACCAGGUUUCCGAGAGCCACGUUCAGUCACUUUCUCAGCCAUUUCCGGUCAGGGCAGUGUUGCCUUCUCCCUUGAUCUCUUCCGAACAUCAGCCAACAUUGGUCUUGGGGAAACGUAUGGACUUGUCGCCGCAAACAUCUAUGGUAGCGAUAGCCAUCUUCACUCACCACAGAACUCUCAUGACAUCUACACCGACCACCUCAAUAGUGAAAGAAUUAUUGCGUCCGCUCGGUGCCCGUCUUUUCAACACUAUCAAUGGUCUUCUUUACCCGGACGCUCCCUCUAUCGAUGGUUACUGUACAAUAUCACUCACCCUAUCAAUAACACCUCCGUACCCACAAUUAAAUAUACACCGGCUCACACCGACUCUACCACUCCUCCCUCCCUCCUAAACAACGCCGCUGAUCUCCUUGCAACGACAUCUCAAAACCUUACGUUACGACCUUUUCCUGCUCCUGUACCUACCUUCUUUAUGGAUCACUUCGUUAUAUACAGUGAAACCGACGGCUACAUCGAAUCCAAUGUCUCAAAAUAUCUGUCCAAUGUGCAUGCUUCCCUUACCGUAAUGCAGCCCGACUUCCGACCUGCCUCGACGAUGAUGAUGCCAUUAUAUCGACCAUGUGCCCCUCCUGAACACCCUUAUAUCCGCGCGUCCUCUGCGUUCUCCGCUGUCGUUCAGUUAUAUGCACGAUCAAGUCAGCUGGAUUGUCGUUACACCAGAUUUCUACGUUUCGGUGACAUCUCCCCUACGUGCACUUCUGGCUGUCCUGAAAUCGAGACCAUCCAUCAUAUUUUUGUUACAUGCCCCGAGUACGACGCCAUUCGUGAUGAAGUGGCUCAGCAGUUACACGCUGAGACUUCUAAACUUUUACAUGCGGCUGAUACUCCUUGUCGCAAUGCAUUCCUCUUCUCGAGUUGGCUCGAAACCUCUUCAAAGAUGGUCCUCACUGGCCACGUCACUCUGCACAGUUUUACCUGGGGCUUUUGCCACCCUUUCCCCACGAAAUCCUUGACGGGCCGUCCCCUAUGACACACUCCCGAACGCACAUCAGGAUUGCACACACCUGGCAUAUGGCUGGCAUCCGUCUGGCUGGUAGGAUAUGGGGUAUGUAUAAAAGGAACGCACGCUUUCAUGUUUCCUCCAAAAAGGACAGCAGAUCUCGCCCAAGUGUAGCCGUACCGGCCUUUCUUACUGAUAUCUUAUGCUUAUAACUUGAUACUUAUGCCUUUAUCUUUUCCUAGUUUACUUCUUCUUUUUGUGUUUUCCUUUUAUUUGUGUUCAGCAACGAGUCGACGGGGUCUCUGAUAGUAAUUUGCUAUUGUUUACCCGAGCUUGUAUAUAGCGGAGUCGACCAAUACAACAGUCUAACAGUCUUACAGUCUUACUGCCAGAACUAUAUUGGUGUGUACUAGUCUGGGCAUGUUUCAAAUCCUGAUAUCACCCAAUCGUCGUAUCUUGUAGGACAAUAUAUGAUCUUCCACUACGGAGGCCUUCCAAG
Molecule: messenger RNA, 2887 nt
Organism: Desarmillaria tabescens
Lineage: Eukaryota; Fungi; Basidiomycota; Agaricomycetes; Agaricales; Physalacriaceae
Exons: 4
Coding region: 76-2418 (780 amino acids)
Source: RefSeq, a predicted model, not a curated record